AUGUCUUCAAAGCGGGAGCAGUGGGUUCUUUACCCAGGAGCACAGGCAUCCGAUUUUUUGACGACGGAGUUUCCUAUCCUACAGCCUCCCCAGCGUAUGAAUAUCGCGGCAACAGAACCUCCAUCUCCUAUACACCUCGACCUGUCCCAGCCGAUGGACAAACCGAUGUUGCUUGCUGCUGGUGCGGUUGGUGGCUACGGUAAUCCGCAUUUCGUGUCAAGAUCAAAUCCACGACCAAUAUUCGCUACGAGAGGAGAAGAUGGCAUGUCGUUGGAAUUGGAAUUAGAGCUGAAACUACUUGCAGAUGUUGGGCUAGUAGGCUUACCGAAUGCUGGAAAAAGCACCCUCCUUCGGUCAAUCACCAAUAGCCGCGCCAGAAUAGGUAACUGGGCGUUUACAACACUCUCACCAAAUAUUGGGACUGUUGUUCUAGAUAACCUCACUGGGCGCCCAUUCACCCAGUCCAAGCCGGGAGCAAAACCGCGCUCCCGUUUUACGAUCGCUGAUAUACCCGGUCUAGUCGAAGACGCCCAUCUCAACAAAGGCCUAGGGUUGGGAUUCCUUCGACACAUUGAACGAGCGGGAAUUCUUGCGUUUGUUGUGGACUUGAGUGCCGGCGACGCCGUACAGGCUCUCAAAGGCCUAUGGCGGGAGCUUGAUGAAUACCAGGUUCUUCGAGAACAGCAACUCAACAUGGAGACAGAGAUCAGGUCCCCAAAUCCAGCCUUCAAUAGUAGCUGCGACGAGCCACGGGUCAUUGACGCAUAUUCGGAUGAUCUUGAUUCAGACUUUGCAGCCCCAAUACAGCGAACGAACCUCCCAGAACUCGAGGUUCAGCCCGUGUACACGAAGCCCUGGUUUGUCAUCGGCACAAAGGCUGACUUGCCAGAAACCCAGGAGAACUUUGCGUCUCUGCGUGCGUAUCUCGCUGAUGUUGAGCGGGGCCUUGUGGAACAUCCUGCUCGUCGCCAAAACGCCUGGCGGGAACGCAUAUAUUCCAUACCUACCAGCGCCAUCAAUGCCGCAGGCGUAAAUAGCAUCCCUCAAACAGUCGUUCAGUUGUUGGACGGGCAUCACUUAGGAUAG
Molecule: messenger RNA, 1086 nt
Organism: Uncinocarpus reesii 1704
Lineage: Eukaryota; Fungi; Ascomycota; Eurotiomycetes; Onygenales; Onygenaceae
Exons: 1
Coding region: 1-1086 (361 amino acids)
Cellular component (GO): mitochondrion
Molecular function (GO): GTPase activity; GTP binding
Source: RefSeq, a predicted model, not a curated record